AUGACCGUCCUGUCUCGAAGUUAUAAUUCUGCUAAUGGUUACUUUCGGUGACAGGAUUUCCGUAAGGCUGUGCCACGAUGUAGACUGCGCAUGCGCUCUUUGGGGACGCAUGUCGUACACAGGUUGGAGCGCUCUUCACUGUAACAUGCGUUGUGAUGAGCGUGCAUUGGACCGACAGAUAGGCCUCGACCCACAAUCUCUCACACGUGCUGAUAGGAGGCUUCUAACUGCCAGCUGCAUGGCCAUAGACCUCAGCUGUGCAGCUCUCUUCCUGUUCGUAACAUUCUCCAUUUAUACUUUUGGGCUGGCUGUUUCCCUUCAGCGCAAUGAUUCUUAUGUUGGGCGAUUUACAAAGAUGACGAUGCGGGCACAUCGCAAGCGCCUCUUGAAGUUGUCAUGUGGAGCACUGGUACUUGUUGUUAUCUUUAAGUUCGCAUCCGACAAAUCCGUCUUCUCCAUGCGACUUUUGACAUCGAUGAAGGCCGUGGCAGUGGGGUAUGGCCGGCGUUCAGCGCUCAGCCAGGAAGCAGAUGACAGCCUCUCCACCAGCCUCUGUCCUCUCGGCACCGAAACUCGUGACGUGUACAGCAGAAGACGACGACGUAGCGACGACGCCUGCUUUGCCAGCGCGGAAGGACGCGUGUACCGUAUGGUGCAACACGCGGACAGCCGCACUGCCUACUGUGUCAUUCCCAAGGCGAGCUGCACCUUCUGGCUGAGUGUCUUCCGCUGGUUGAACGAGGACACGUACAGCGUCAGCUACUCCAACCCACUUAGCCUCACCCGCCGUCAAGUGCAGAAUCGCCCCGAGAAAAUGCGUGUUUAUGCGUUCAACGCCACAAACUCGCCCGCUUUCCUGGAGAACCGCUUCCGGUUCAUGUUCGUACGUGACCCUUACAGUCGCCUGUGGUCUGCCUACGUGGACAAGUUUCUCUUGCCCAAUUUUUGGAAGAUGUACGGCUGGCGAAUAGUGCAGCGGCGGCCCUGGAACCACACGGCCGACGAGCGGUGCGCCAGGAACAUUAGCUUCUCGGAAUUUCUGGAUUACGUCACCAGCACCGCGCCAGGGUCACUGAACGAGCAUUUCGCCCCCUACCGCUUGCUAUGCAGCCCCUGCGUGUUCCGGCCUCACGUGAUCGGCAAGAUGGAGACCUUCGGAGAGGACGCGCGCUACGUCUUGCAACAGUUGAACCUCUCUCGCUUUGCGAGUGAGUUCUCGAGUUACGACAAGCACGCGCGGCACGAGAUGACCAUGCUGAUAGAUGAUGUCUAUCUCGUGUACGAGGAAUCAUUCUUCAAAUUUUGCACCAACACCACAGACCUGGCUGCUCGGCUGUGGCAGGUUCUCCAGAUCAACGGCUACCUGCCCAGUGACAUUGCGUUUCCCUGGAAUAAAAAUAAACACGUCAACAAACACGCCUUGAAGGAACUCGUGCUGGAAGUUUAUAGCAGACAUCCGAAUAGAGACGAGCACGUUCAGAAAAUUCAGAAGGAACAAAGUCUGGUAAACGGGUACCGUACGGUUCCUGACGACAUUUUGGCAAAAGUACGAGAACUUUAUGCACUGGAGUUCAAAAUGUUUGGUUAUGACCCUUUUCCAGAAAAGUUGUACGGAUAUAGAAACACUUCGAUGACGAAUCUGGAUUUUCCUUUUCGUGAAUGAUAUCAAGUCGACGAUUUGAGGUAAUCUCAAAUGGAAUUGAGUUCAGCUACAGUUUAAUCAAAGGCAGUGGGAUAAAAGUGGUGUUGAAGUUACUGCGCUAUUGCUACUGGUUCUGUUGGCAGGAGCUAGAUGCUGAGAAAGGACUGCGUGCCCGAAACGAGAUCUGAACCUGGGAUAACCGCGCCCCGCUGUGUUGAUGACCGGAACUAAGCUAUUACGCUAACAAACUGUCCAAACUUUAAUCAAAAAAAAAAAAGAAAAGAAA
Messenger RNA from Pomacea canaliculata, 1928 nucleotides. Its product is annotated as carbohydrate sulfotransferase 13-like. The transcript is spliced from 5 exons. The record is from RefSeq and is a predicted model, not a curated record. Gene Ontology annotation, biological process: carbohydrate biosynthetic process. NCBI's taxonomy places the organism in Eukaryota, Metazoa, Mollusca, Gastropoda, Architaenioglossa, Ampullariidae. Gene Ontology annotation, molecular function: sulfotransferase activity. The coding region runs from base 35 to 1663 and encodes 542 amino acids. Gene Ontology annotation, cellular component: membrane.